This is a messenger RNA of Chara braunii, 6429 nucleotides long. NCBI's taxonomy places the organism in Eukaryota, Viridiplantae, Streptophyta, Charophyceae, Charales, Characeae. The record is from the annotation of a GenBank genome assembly.
UGCAGCGGAGGUGCAAUCGCCGGUCAAGCACGGGCGUUUCCUUCAACUUCCCCCCCCCCCCCCCCCCCCUCACCCCCCCGCAUUCCCAUAGCAACCUAUUUCGGGCAAAAGGAAGGAGGGGAAAGAAAGAGGAAAAGGAAAGAGGGAGUUGGGGGAAACGAAGGAAGGGGAAGAGGAGUGGGGGGAGGAAAGAUGAAAGCUUUCGCUGUUCAGUCCUCUGGUAUGCUAGCCUUGAUGAUAGAAGGGAUUUGUGUAUCAGUAAGUCUGUUGACAGCGUUGCUGUUAUUGACAGUCGCGACUGUGACACAUGUCACAAUCGAGCGGAUUGAUAAUCGAUCGCCGGCUGAUGCUUUCUCGUUGAUGAGUAGUCCUGAUAGGGCAUUGCGGUCGCCCGCGGCAGCAGCAGGUCCCCCUGCACCAUCGCGUGCGGCGCCUUCGGUUGAGCAGCAGCUCCUGUCCCGUCUACAUGGGGAGGAGGGGAGGGGUGGAAAGGAGGGAGGAAAGCAGCAGCACCAGCAGCAGGAGCAGGAGGAGGAGGAGGAGGAGGAGGAGGAGGAGGAGGUGGAGAGGAGUAGGAGUAGGAGGGGGAAGAAGAUCCAGGGAAGGACAAACAUCUCUGCUACGAAGUUGGUCGCAAUCGGGAGGCUGGGAUCGGGAUCGCAGAUGAAUCGAAUCGAGUACGGCCGCGACCGUCGGGGGGAGGGCCGGGGGGUUGCGACUGAUGUGUUGUCGUUGGCGCGCAGUGACUCUAGCGCCACGAUUCCGUCUUCUUCCGUCUCUUCGGCUCUGCUGUCCCGGUCCCGAUCGGUCGAUGUGAAGUUCGCCGCUUCGACACGAACACCACGUGCCCCUUUGCAGUCCGCAGGUCGUAUCGUCGCUUCCACUGCGUCAUCAUCAUCAUCAUCAUCAUCAUCAUCAUCAUCAUCGUCGUUCUUGUCAUCGCCAUCAUCCACGUCCUCAUCAUCGUCGUCCUUGUCAUCGCCAUUGCCGGAAGCUAAUUAUACCCUAUUGAAGGGUACAUGGCCAUCAUCUUCGCCAGCGCCAUCGCCAGCGCCAUCGCCAGCGCCAGCGCCAGCAGCUGCUGCUGGGAACGCGGCAUCUUCUUCGCCAUCUUCUUCCCCGAUGUCCCCCACCGUUCGUGUCCUCCUGGAUCCUCCUUCUUCAUCACCGGCAAGGAACGCGUCUGCUUCGUCGUCUUCUUCGCCAUCGCCAGGAGCUCAAAUUGUCUCCUCCUCCUCGACUUCGUAUCCAUCGCCGUUUUCUUCCCUGUCACCGCCUACCGCUCCCAUUCUCUCCAAUUCAUCAGUGCACGCAACGCCACCGCCACCAGCUCUCUCGGUAGGCCAAGGAGGUGAUGCAAAAACCGCGUCUGCGUCGUCGUCGCCUUCCUCGCCAUCGCCAUCGCCAUCGCCAGGAGCUCAAAUCGUCCCCUCUUCCUCGAACGGGUAUCCAUCGCUGUCUUCCUCCCCGUCAUCGUCGCCAGCUCGACUUCUCUCGAGGUCACCAGCACAAGUGCCGCCAUUGUCAGCAGCAGCUAUCUCGGUACCGCAACCACCUCCUGGGAACGCGUCCGCUUCUUCUUCCUCUUCUUCAUCAUCUUCUUCCUCAUCUUCUUCCUCAUCUUCUUCGCCAUCGCCCGGAGUUGAAAUGGUCUCGUCCUACCAGCCGUCAUCUCGACCUUCUUCCACAUCACCCCCCACAGCUCCUAUCCUCUCCGAUUCUCCAUCACACCUUACGCCAUCGUCAGCAGCCCUCUCGGUGUCAGCGCCAUCUUCUUCUUCACCAUAUCCAGUAGCACCUGACGUUGUUUCUUCUCCCUCCUCCUUAACUUUUUCGACCUCGCCGACACCCGGCGACAAUAUCUCUUCUUCUUCGCCAUAUCCAGCAGCAGCUUCAGUCGCCUCAGAGUCUCCUUCCUCAUCCGUGCCAUCCGCGCCAGGAGGUCCUGCGGCAUCAUCAGCACCCGCGUCAUCGACUUUGCCAUCGCAAUCCGAGGAAGGUAAUGAUUGGAAUACGCGGGAGGGCGGAGGUCCGUCAUCAUCAUCAUCACCGCCAUCAUCAUCAUCAUCAUCAUCAUCGUCAUCAUCAUCGCAAUCCUUGUCCUUGGCAGGACCACCCCCAAUUGAGUCGGGAUCUGCGACAUUAUCGGAAUCCUUGCCAGAUUCCUUGUCGCGGUCUGCGCCCAGGUCAUCAUCACAAACAACGCCUGCUGAGUCAGCGAUUGCCGGCGAGCUCAAGAUAACGACAACGGAGACAAAUGUUCACGUCGUUGGGAAAAUUGCCAUCCUGACAGAUGCAGUGUGGGCAGAAGGCUGGUCGUUAGCAGACAUAGCCGUCGCAAAGGACGACUCGAGCCUGCUGUACAUCGUGUUGAGGAACACACAGGGAUUGGGAGAGAGAGGAGGCCCACCAAGGUCGUACAUUCUUACGGUCAGAGACGAUCGGACAGACAGUUUGGCGAUGGACAACCCACGAGGAGGAGGAGGAGGAGGAGGAGGGGAAAGGAACGGCAACGCCAUGGCGUCUUCGGCGGGGAAAGAUUGGUUAUGGCAAGGAGGAGGUGAAGGAGGAGGAGGAGGUAAUCUUCUAACCACCUCUGCCUAUUCCCCUAAUGAGUCAGACCUGCUUUCUCUCUCUUUCCCUCCGCCGGAUGGAGCGUCUUCUCUCCCGCCAUCUUUACCCGGGAACUGGUCGAGUGUCCCAGAUAAUCCAACCACCCUUGCAGCCGUCACGGCGAUUGCCUGGACCCCCUGGGGACUGUUCAUUGCAGAUGGCGGGAAAAAUUGGACGGAUGGCGGGAAAGACUGCGGCGCAAAUUUGGCGGGAAAUUCGACAGCAUCGGGUGAUGGUUCUUGUCCGCCAACGAAAGGAGCGGAGAUCAAUUGGGCUGGCUGUAGCGGGGUCUACCCGGCUAUGGCAGCGCGGGAAACGCCGAUGUCCAGACCCUUCGUCUUUGUCUCUAUCAACGACCCCACGGGGCUCGCGUUUCACUCCCAUGGGUCGGCAUCGGGAUCGGGAUCGGGCAACUUCGAUCUGUAUGCAGCCACGUCGUACGGCAUCUCAGAGCUGAGCGGAGAUCAGCCGACCAUCGGGAUCCUGGCGGGACCGGAUCCCGCCGUCGUUCUAACUGCACCCGACCCGGACCCGGAAUCGCCUUCAGGCACACAGCAAAACCCCCUCGCCGCUCCCGACUUAGGGAUUCUGAUUACCCCUCCUAGUAUCCGUUUUGAUUCCAAUCAUAGCAGUGGAUAUCAGUACGCGAACAACGCUAAUUACACCAGCAAUAGCAGUAGUAGUAGUAGUAGUAGUAGUAGUUCUAGUACUAGUAGUCAUAGCAGUUCUAGUACUAGUAGUAGUUCUAGUACUAGUAGUAAUAGCAGCAGUAGUAGUAGUAGUAGUAGUAGUAGUAGUGAUGGAUGUAGUGGAGGGGGUAGUUUAGUGGGGUAUGCCGAGGGCCAUGGCGCGCAUGCGCGAUUCAAUGGGGUGGUAAUGAGCUCGAACGGGCUGGCAUCGGACGGCCAAUGGAUUUAUGUUGCCGACAGUAAUAAUCAUUGCAUCCGUCGGAUCCAUACAAGCAGCGGAACCACGGAGCUUGUUGCUGGGCACCCUGACCAGAAAGGCCAAGUGAUUGACGGCCCAUCUUCUAACGCUCGAUUCGACACUCCCCAUGGUCUAGCCGUUACGGCUGACGGUCGCACAGUCUACGUAACGGAACGGAAGCUGUCAUCCUUGCGACGUCUCUCUCUUGAUACUCCCCAUGGCCGUCUUGUCCGCGUCGACACUCUCGCAACGGCUAACCGAAUUUCUUCCUCUUCUUCUUCUUCUUCUUCUUCUUCUUCUUCUUCUUCUUCUUCUUCUUCUUCGUCUCAGUUUCUUACAGUCGCUUUGAGUCAAUCGGAACAGUUUCUCUACUUGGCGGACAGCUCAGGAAUCGUUUACAAGCUGGCAAUCAACAGAUCAUCAGCUACAGAGCACCCUCAUGGGAAUCAGCCUACGGCAUCGUCGACGCCUCCCGGUGGAGGGAGACAGGGAGAGGGACGGGUGAAGUCCAAGGGAAAGCGUCUCAUCAAAUUUGCUGUAAUUAGCGCCGCCUUGGUUCUGUGUGUUGUCGCAUGUACCUUAUCCUGUUACUCAAGUACCCGCAUUCGCUUACCACGUGUAGACUGCCCGAGAGCUCGCCGCUCCGCGGUGAUUGAGGUGACGGCAACAAAAAGUCUGCCUCCCGACGUUGCCGAUGCUGCUGCUGCUGCUGUCGCUGUUGCUGCUCCCAUUGACGCCGCUGAUCAGCCCGAUGACGACGAUCCGGUCAACGGCACGUCGACUACGAAUGUAGCGUCCGAGUCCAUCAAGCACGUGGCAGACACGUGUCAGAAGAGGGUCGCGACCUUGGUGAGCUCUGGCCGACCGGCUCCUAUCCGCACUUCCCGUCGUCAUUGGUCUGCUCUUUCCUUCUCCUCCUCCUCCUCCCCCUCCUCCAGUGCUCCCUCGUCCUGCCGCUCCAAUGCAGCGCCUCCUCCCUCGUCUUCCUUUGUUCCCUACUCGAGCGGUAAGAUCGUCCCGAUCCCGAUCGACACGGUGGCGGAUGCCUGUGACAACUUCCACCCCGACAACGUGAUCCGUAAGGACGGACCUCCCGCACGUCUGACCGUCUACGAGGGCCUCCUCCCUCUCCCUCUUGCUCUCGACAAGGUGUGGAUUUACGUUCUGGAGGCGGAGUAUGGAGAGUUUUCUGUAAGUCAGACAAGACAGUUUCAGUCCGAGAUCCGUCGCCUUGGCGGUAUUCAUCACACAGGAUUGGCCAAGAUGAUCGGCUACUGCACCGAGCAAAAUGCCACGUGGAUUCUCGUUUUUCCCGCCAUUUCUCCUGGAUGGAGUCUGCGCGACAUCCUCCAUCGAUCUUCUUCUCCUCCUCCUCCUCCUCCUUCUCCUUCUCCUUCUCUUCCUCCUGCUGCUGCUGCUGCUGCUGCUGCUGCUAAUGCUAAUGGGAAUCAUCCUGGACGUCCGCGUCGUCAUUCCUCCUCCCCCCUCCCCCUCCCCAGCAGCUCCGUUGGCCCCUCAUUGGCCCGCAGAUCCGACGUGGAGACGUGGCGGGAAGAAAUCGAUAAUGCGCCGCCCGUUAACGCGUUAUGGCGGGAAAAUGCGCCCGCUGGGGAAUCGGACUCCGCGGCGUCGCUGCCGCUGAUGUCAGAGUUAUCAUCGGCGGCUUCCAUUUCGUCACGUCGAAGAGGAAAGGCGCUUGAUUGGCCGACACGUGUCCUUGUAGCGAAGCAGAUCAGCAGCGCUCUUGCGUACCUUCACAAGUCCAAUCCUCGCAUGAUACACGGGCGCGUGUCGUCGCAGAGCAUCCGAUUAGAACGCCAGUGUGCCGAUGGCUGGCCUGCGCGCGCGCAGCUAGUCGGCCUUGGUCUGCCCCAGCUGUGCGCCAUUGCCGCUGACGAGCGGAUCUCCGCCUCCUUCUCCCGCAGCCCAGGACGAUGCUCCUUCAGAGGGUGCCCCUGCCUCAUACCCCCCCAAACCUUUCCAUACGUUCCAUCGCAAGAAUGGGAUUGGGAGGGGGAGGGGGAGGGGGAGGGGGGGGCGGAGGGCGACGAUAACUCGGCGGUAAUGUACUCGCGGUCGAACGAUGUUUACGCGUUCGGAGUUGUACUUCUCGAGCUAAUCACAGGAAGGCCCGCACUUGUGCCACGUGUCAGCCUGGGAGAGCAUGCCAGUAAAUUGGCCAGUAGUGCUGAUUCGAUCUCGAUCGGGGGGGAAGAACCGGAUGGCCAAUGUGGCGUUAGGAAGGACAGCGAAAACGAGGAGCAGGUAGUCCAUGAAAAGCAGGAGGAGAUUCUGAAGAAUAAGGAGAAGAAGGGGGAGGAAGAGGAGGAGGAGGAGGAGGAGGAGCAGGAGAGGGAGGAGGAGGAGAAGGAGGAGGAGAAGGAGAGGGAGGAGGAGGAGAAGGAGGCCGCUGAGAAGGAGAAGGAGAGCGGAACACACCUAACACUUGUAUCAUGGAUGAGACAUUUAUUGCGGGCGAACGAAACAAUCGGGAAGGAGGAGAUGGAGGUGUAUGUUGAUUCUGGACUCCCCGUCGAGGGUCCUCAAGGGAUGGCCGUGCGUUCUUUGACUGUCUUGGCAAUGUCCUGCGUCGAUCGGGAUCCCACGAAACGCCCUGCCAUGGAUGCUGUUCAUAGACACAUCUGGAAUAUCCAGCUCGCCAUGAGUCGAGCUCGUUACUGAUCUCUCUCUCUCUCUCUCUCUCUCUCUCUCUAUACUUCUUCUUUUGGCGACUGCGGCUGCUGCGGCUGCUUCUCCUCCGCCGCGGGAAGGGUCUCUGCACCUAGUCCUACUUGUAUAUAAACUCGCAGCUCCUAUGUUUUUCUUCUCUUUUCGUUUAAAAACACCCGCCCGCCCCCGCCCAGCAUAACGCUCUGGAGUGGAAGACUC